Molecule: messenger RNA, 8593 nt
Organism: Hemibagrus wyckioides
Lineage: Eukaryota; Metazoa; Chordata; Actinopteri; Siluriformes; Bagridae
Product: signal-induced proliferation-associated 1-like protein 2
Exons: 16
Coding region: 789-4511 (1240 amino acids)
Biological process (GO): activation of GTPase activity; establishment of epithelial cell polarity; regulation of small GTPase mediated signal transduction
Cellular component (GO): Golgi apparatus; plasma membrane; cytoplasm
Molecular function (GO): protein binding; GTPase activator activity
Source: RefSeq, a predicted model, not a curated record
GAGAGAGAGAGAGAGACGGAGAGAGGGAGUACAAAUCAACCUGCCUCAGUCAGAACAACGGGAACACAAUAAGCCAGGGAGAAGGCUCUGAGCAGGCAGGCAGGAUUUUCUUGUUCUAGAGACAAUCACACUCGAAAAGGAGAAAAGAAGGGAGGACAGCAAGCAGAGAGAGGUAGAGAGAGAAAGAGAGAGAGAGAGAGUAGAUAACAGAAAAAUGCUGUCAUUGAAGAAAGGGGGAGACAACAGAACACAGCAGGAUGGAAUAAGGACAGGGCAAGCAGACAUGCAGAGGAUGCAGAAAUCUUUGAUGACAAAUCUGUGAGGGUCUAGAGAAGGAGGCUGACAGCGAGGACUUAAACUGGGAUUGCAUUCUUCUUGGCCUUUGGCCCUCAUUCUAAUGCUCUUUUACAACCUGGGAUGAUUCGACAUUAAGAAGGAAUGAGCAUGAGACAGAAGCCUUCUGUUCAAGAUUGUUUCAAAUGAUGAAAGCGAACUCUCUUGUUCUGACAUGCCCAGAAUGACUUCCUGAAUCUGCUUAAGUAGUGAGGCACUACUGCAAGUCACUGUGCGCAGGAUGAAGACACCAACCAGGACUGUGCUAAGCAGAAAAGACGUCCGCUAAGUAAUUGAGUUAUGACUUCUCCUUCGCGGCUUGUAUGCUCACAUCAACCAUUUAGAUUCUCUGGAGCUACUCAUCAGUCGUCCCAGACCAAGAGAGGAGGAUAGUGAGGAGAGAAGAUUUAAAGGAAGACCAAGAGACCAAGGAAUAAGAACGAAAAAAGUUCACCAUGCAAUCAGACGACCUCUUUAUCCGCAAGUUCCGCCGACAGAGCCCACGUCCGACCCCGGUCUUUGAGGCCAAGCGGGCGGCGGUGGCGGAAUGGCCGCCCAGGAGGGAGGGUGAGGGAGCAGAGGGUGAGAGUGUGACAACACCCAGCAGGGCAGGUCUUAAUCAGCGCUCAGUUGCUCGUGGCCACAUCAUGCAACGCAGCAACAGCGAUGUCACUCUGGGAGAUCUGGACUCAGCGGCAAAGGCAGGAGCAAAAGCAGUCAGGUCAGCAAGCGAAAAGUCCGGGCAAGCAGGACAGGGCGAGUCUAGUAUAGUCCUCCACCGGGAAUAUGGGAGUCUUUCCUCAUUAGAAAAGCAGAGCCAACCUUCAGAGCCCUGCACGGACGAUCAAACGGUUCUCAGUCCCAACGCUCUUCGCUUUAAAGAUCCGUUCUUGUUACUAGGACUCCAGGAAACACCGUCUGAACCAGACGACUUUUUCCGUUCACUAGACAGCCCAAAACCAGCCAAGCCCCCCAAACCUGAUGCUCUAAACAAGAAAUCAAAGCCAUCACCCAUUCAGGUCACGUCUACACCAUGCGAUCAGACAUCCGGAGGUGCAUGGGUGCGCAACUUUGCCCAUUACGACGUGCAGAGCAUCCUGUUUGACUUGGGUGAGGCGGCCACUAGCCGAGACAGCGUCGGCCGCAAGAAGAACAUCACCUCAGGGGCAUCGGCUGCCUCGCAACUCCGGCCUCUUUCCCAGGCUCCUCCUGCCUCACCCUCUCAGACUCUGGGCAGUGGGACUGUCGGGACUGCUAGCACAGAGGAACCAGAACCAUGCCUGCUGGACGAAGGAGAUGGCAAUGACAAUGAUUUGCUGCUCAGCUGCCCGCACUUUAGAAACGAGAUGGGAGGGGAAGAGAGGGCUGGAUUGGGAAAAACCCAGUGUUGUAGCGGGCGAUGGAGGAGUCUACAGAGCCCCAAUGAUGCUGUGUCAGUAUUGGAGGAACCCAGAGAAAGCCAUGUGCAGCAGCAGGGAAAGAGCAACUACUUCAUCGAGCAUGCAGACCUGGGGGCGCGUUACUACCACAAGUACUUCUAUAUGAAAGACCACCAGAAUUUCUUUGGCAUGGACGAGCGCCUGGGGCCGGUGGCUAUCAGUUUCCGGCGUGAGGAGAAAGAAGGUUCUAGUGGAGCUCAGCAUAUGUACAGGAUCAUCUUCAGGACCACAGAGCUUAAGACCCUUCGUGGCUCCAUCCUGGAAGAGUCUGUACCAUCUGCAGCACGGCACACAACCCCAAGAGGGCUUUCCCCCAAGAGACUUCUUGAGUUUAUCCUCCCAGAUCUCAACUUUCAUUGUCUGAAGCUUGCCUCUACAUCUCCUAAAGUUCGUGACACGCUGCUGAAGCUGGAUGAGCAAGGGCUGAAUUUCCAGCGUAAGGUAGGGGUGAUGUAUUGCCGAGCGGGACAGAGUACAGAGGAAGACAUGUACAAUAACGAGAGUGCCGGCCCGGCGUUCGACGAGUUCCUGGACCUGCUGGGAGACCGAGUGAGACUGAAGGGCUGGGAGAAAUACAGAGCACAGCUCGACACAAAGACGGAUUCCACUGGGACACACUCUCUAUACACACGCUAUCAAGAUUACGAGAUCAUGUUCCAUGUUUCCACCAUGCUCCCAUACACAGCCAACAACACACAACAGCUAUUGAGGAAAAGACACAUAGGGAACGAUAUUGUGACGAUCGUCUUCCAAGAGCCAGGGGCCAUGCCGUUCACCCCCAAAACCAUCCGCUCUCACUUCCAGCACGUGUUCAUAAUCGUCCAAGUACACGAGCCCUGCACGGAAAACACCUACUAUCGCGUCGCUGUUACCCGCUCCAAGGACAUCCCUCUUUUUGGCCCACUUUUCCCCAAAGGAGCUCGCUUUCCACGCUCGCAAGCUUUCCGUGACUUCCUGCUCGCCAAGGCCAUAAACGCUGAAAACGCAGCUGAGAAAUCGGAGAAGUUCCGGUCGAUGGCCACACGCACGCGUCAGGAAUAUCUAAAGGACCUAGCAGAGAACUACGUCACCACCACGCCUAUCGACUCAUCCAACAAGUUUCCCCUGCUUUCCCUGGGAGGCAAGCGCAAAGACAAGCUGAAGGGUGCUAAAGGAGCAGAGCUCCACAGUGCCGGCGCUCUGGUAUGGCCCGUCUGCGCCAGCAAGGAUGACGACGGGCACAAACUGGCCUGUCUGUUGGGCAUCUCCACCCAGUUCGUGGUGCUGAUCGAACGCUGCAGCAAGCGGGUCAUCUUUAACUGCUCGUGCCGUGACGUGAUCGGGUGGAAAGCAGUAACCAAGACCAGCAUCAAGGGUGGGCCUUGUCUGGAUAUUUUCUACGAGAGGGGCGAGGCCGUCUCGAUUACAGUGUCAGAGAGCCAGACGGAGGAUAUUAAAGAGGUGGUGCAGAGGCUUGAGCUGGUGACAAGAGGAUGUGAGGCACUUGAAGUCACCCCUCUGAGGGACAACACGGGCCAGCCGGGCUUCAUCAUGAGUGCAGAGGGCUUCGUGACGGAUCUGCAGCGCUUCGGUUACGCCGAGAGCGGAGGCCUACAGCUGAGCGCACGUAUAGUGAGACUCUGUGGACACACGCUCGUCCACCUGAGCCAGGACGAGAGAACGAGGAUGCUGCGUACGGCGCCCAAAAUUCACAUCACCGUCAUCCCACCCGACGAGGACGGCAAGCCUCGCAGGAGCUUUUCUGAACUCUAUCAGAAGUCCAUCCAAGAUGCAGAGAGCAAGUCUGGCGAGGACCACUCAGGCGAGGCCUGGGUCCUGGACGAGCGAGACGAAGAGGAGAAUGAGGUUGAAGAGGAAGAGAGAGAGCAGGAGGAGGAGCGGGAGCAGGGCGAAGGGGAGGAGUCAGACAGCGUGACCCAAUCAGAUAUGAGGGAGGAAGAAGAGAGCAGAACUCCAGGCAUGAGUGGCUUACUCUCUCCACCCAGUUUGCCUCUUCUCAGAGCUACAUCGCUGCAAGACAAUCCUCCAUCACAGGCGCUGGAAAUCACUCCGUCCUCUCUCACACGCAGCUACUCACUCGAGAGAACCCUGCCCUGUCAGGACAUCUGUGAUGGGCAUGUGUAUGAUAACGUUGGGUUGAAGGUGAACAGGCAUAUCUACGAUAAUCCCGGAGAGCUGAGCGACGUGACCCCUGACCUCAUACUGGCUGUCAAACCAAAGGUUCCUCUCCAAGAAGAGGGACAGGUUGGAAUAGAUGUGCUGGGUGAGGAGAGACCAUCGGGCAGUGAGGCAUCUCUUCGCUCAGCACACAUGGAGAGGAACUCCAGAGCGGAGAGGAACUCCAGAGCGUUGAGCAUCCAUAACUCCAUCAGCAAGAUUCUUUCAGAAACAACAGAUUCAUCAGAGGAGGAAUGGCAGUCUAUUUCUGACCUCGCCACAGCAUGCAAGAAUAUUCUCGAAGCCCUAUCACGAGAAGAUCGAAAGGCCGGUGAUGGCACUCAGGCAGGAGCCGACACACUGACGCAGACAGAUGCCAAGCUUAAAGAUAUUAAAGACAGUGACUCACCCAGUCACCUGGAGGAGAAGGUGUCCCAGUUGGAGGCCAUGCUGAAACGAUUACAGGAUGACCUCCAAAAGAGCUAUUUCACAGAGCCAGUCAGACUGAGGGAUGAUAGAGGUAGGGCGGGACAAGCCAAAGAAACCUGUCUUGUCAUUGGACAGGGUGAACAGAGGAGAUGAGAAGAUGGCCGGAGGGACAGGCUCCCUCUCUCAACACUAAGCGACCAAUGGCAGUCGAGGCAAGUACAGCAUGAAAUUUUUCCUUCGUCAUGCCAAAAACCGAAUAAAACAACCGAAACCAACCCAACGAUAUCAAGUAACACCUUUCAAUUCUUAACCUGUGAAAGCAAAAAGGGGGCUUUGAAAGUGGUAGAAGGGGGUGUGUCCUAACAUGCAGGUUGGUGUGUGGGUAGACUCUGAAAUCAUCAUCAGUCCACGUCUGUAGUGAACACGCUCUCAAAUGGAGGUCCCGAGUGCAAAAUUAUACCCAGGAUAAAAUCAAAGCUAAAUCCUUUAACACAUUUUGUCUGAUUGGUACCUCGAAAAGAAGAAAGAAGACUCGACCAACAAUUAUCUUAUCUGUAGAGUGAAAUAAACUCCUCCUAACUCACGUUCAAUUACGAAUUCUCCAGAGAUGGUGCAGUAUCAUCUCUUCGGAUUUGAGUGUGAACGACAAACCUCCAUAGAGAAACAAGACGAGGUCUGAUCGGAUCCGAAACCUAACACAUUAAUCAUGUGUCUUGACUGCAUCAGGAAUGCCGUUGUCAGAUUUUUUUAAUUUAUUUUUAUUAAUCUCUCUCUCUCUCUCUCUCUCUCUCUAACCCCUCUUCUUUUCUCUCUCAUACUCAUCAUUAACCCUGAUCCGUGUUAUCAUCAAUCUAGAGAAGUUCACCUGACCUCACAUACGGACCACACACACUUUUCCCAAAGGUUAUCCUAACAGCGUUUCCAUGAAUCAUAUAUGAGGAAUGUGAGAGAAUGAAUGCCAAAUGUCAAAAGUUCUCAAACAUAGGGCAGCACGGUGGCUUAGUGUUGCCUCACAGCAAGAAGGUCCUGGGUCGAACAGGCAGGGGCCUUUCUGUGUGGAGUUUCCAUGUUCUCCCCAUGCCUGCGUGGGCUUACCUCCCACAGUCCAAAAACAUGUACAUUACAUUGAUUGGUAAUUCUAAAUUGCCCAGUGUGUGUGGUUGUCUGUCUAUAUGUGUGGCCCUGUGAUGGACUAGCGACCUGUCCAGGGUGUACCUCUGCCUUUCGCCCAAUGUGUGCUGCGAUAGGCUCCAGCAGAUCCCCGUGACCCUAAUUAGGAAUAAAGAAAAUAGAUGGAUGGAAGUUCUCAAACAUAUUAUUGAUCCCCAGAGUUUCUCAGUUUGGUGUCUUUCAUAAUGCAAAUUAUUAUGUUAGAUAUAUUUUCUAGGAGAAAUUAAUUCCUUAGUCUGAUUUGUCACAUUCUUUCCAUUGUGAACCAACCCAGUAUGACUCUUUAGUUCUAAAUGUGAAAUAUUACCUUUCCAUUUCCGAACCUAUUUAGUAGCAAGGAGCAAUAAUUAGAAAUACAACCUUAACACUGUAAGGAAGGUAUUUAGUUUGGUUGAUGAUGAUACCACGUAAAAAUUAGUCACACAGCUCCGUAAGUAUGACAACAUGUACAGAUACAUAAACCGAAAAUGACAGCUUCGAAAGACGAAAAUGACCGUCUUAGUGAGUAUGUGCAUGUGCAGCUAGCGCUUCUGUACACUUCAGAGCAGAAUCAUCUAUUUUUAUCACGCGUUGUUGCAUACAGCGCCUCAUGAAUGCUUAAUCUAGCUGUCAUAAGCUGUUUAUGUAUGUCCUAUGUUGUUGCACUUAGUGUGCUUUGUGAUGAAUGUUCAUUUCAUCCCAUCUAUAAAUUAUGAUUAACUAAAACAUAACCUCAUCUGUCAUUCCUUCCGUGCUUAGAGCUACACUCUAGUUACAACCUGUCGUCUGUACCUUAUGUCAUUUCUCGGUAUCUCUUCAUUUUCUCCCUCCAAAUAUAUAUAUAUAUAUAUAUGUAUAUAUUUUUUUGCCCUUGGCAACCGAGUUAUCGGCUGCCGUUCUUCUUCAUUCACAAACAAAACUGGUGAUUUAAGCAAACAGUGAGAGGUGUUUGUUAAGGGCAUGAAAUUCCUUUUACCUUCUACUGAAGAUGGGAAGAAAAAUACAGCAUGAGAAUCACGGGGUAGUAAAAAAAAAACAGUUUUUCUUUAACAGUAGAUGGUUUAAGUGAUAUCAUAUCACCCUGUUUUGCAGAUUUCUUAUCAUUUGCGUAACCUUAUAAAAGCUAAUCUGGUGUUCUUCUUUAUAUCUCAUGGGUGUUACUCCAAAUCAGCGAUAGAUGAGCCUGUGUAAGGAGACUGAGCUCAUGAGCUCCCUCAGCCCAGAGGGAUGUUUAGAUUAAGCUCCAACACUCGAUGUAGACCUGUUAAGACUUUUUUGGUGAUCUCAAAACAUCCUGCAUUUUCCUUAAGAGAAAACGGUGCAGAGUAUCUGUAAAGUAUUAUUAUGAGCAGGAGCUUGAACAUUACUAUUGUGAAAUGGCAAGGAAGGGACGGCGCUUCCAGAGAGCGCAGGCUAAUAUCUGAGCAUUUAAAAACCUAAUCUUGGCUUAUCUGCUGUUUCUAUUAUUAAAAAAUAAAUAAAAGACAGCUCUUUUGGUGUAUUUUAGAGUACAUUAACCUCCAGUUUAACCAGUAUAGUUUUUGCUUUGAAUAAUACAGAAUAUUAAUUGCUGUAGUACCAAGAUUUUUUACCAAAAUUACAUAAUAUAUGUUAGCAGUAAACUACGGGUUGUAUUUGGAGAAUAAAUUAUAUUAGAUUUAUAGAUAUAAAUAUAGAACAAACCCCUCCGAUUUCAUUUUUUUGGGUCACGUUUUUUAAUAUGAAUAUUGAAUAUUAUUUUAUAUAAUUUUGCAAAAUAAUAUGUGAUAUAUAAUUAAAUGUAAAUGCUGAUUUGCUAACACCCUGAGAUAUGUACAUGCUGAAGUAUACACCCAGGCAUUGAAUCACUGACAUGACACUGAGAACCUUAGACAUUUAUAUAACUUAUUAUAUAUAAAUAUAAACAACUAGACAGAUUACCAUGGUUAAUUUUUCUUUCCAUCUUCACGUCUGUGUGUGUGUGUGUGUGUGUGAGUGUGUCGGGUGUCUUUCUAAUUAAAUGUCACAGAAGAUAUGAUUUUUCUCUGCACUGAAUUAAAAUGUUUGUUAGUUGAUGAGCUCCAUAGAGACCUUGUAGUGUCUGACUUUAGUCUGUUAGAAGUUGAAUGCAGUCUAGAAUUCUGUAGUUCUACAUUGUUUAGUAUAUAAUUAUGUAUGGAUGUUUGGGGCCGCCGUUUCAAAUGCCUGGGUUGGACUAUACAUUAUUUGUACAUGUGUCCUGCAGUCUUUAGUAUCCUAGGAAUAUCAUAGAGAAAUAACAAUAUAAAUACUGGGGGCAGUAUAUAGCACUGGUAUGCUAUGUAGUAUAUAGUAUAUAUAGACAGUAUAUAGGAAGAGAAUUUCUUUCUGAAAUAUCUAUGUUAGGUCCAUGUUUGCGCCAACAUAUAUUUAGGCUUGUUAGUGUUAAAUUAUUGAGGCUUGAAUUGGAUUGGAAUUGUUAGAUUUGGAAGUUGAUUAAUUAAAGUGACACGGCAAACAUUCUAAUAAUGACAAGAACACAUUUUAUGAGGUUAUUUCUGCCACUAUAGCAAAAAGAAAACAUGCAGACUUCCUGGCUAUGCUUCAUAGACUCGUUAGAGAGCAAGUUUUCUGGACAUUCUAGAUUAGUGACCCACUAGUAAAUGUGUUAAAACUAGUAAACCUGAUGAUCGGGGAUGAUUUAGCAUAGAUUUUGAUCUGCCCCCUAGUGGACGCAGCUGGAAGUGAACAUCCGUGUAUGGACAUGUAAGUGUAGUUCCACGUCAAGCAUAACGUCGGCCACAAACCGUAUCCUGUGUGCUGCCUUUCUAAACGUAGCCAUCUAAGCAAUCUAACCUUAUUUUCCUCCUAACCGCCUACCAACCACUUUCCCCGACUUUCCCCCCCCUACCUCCUUCUCCAAAUCCAACCUGUGCUCCAAGAGAGCGUCCUGUUGAUCAGUUGUGUUGUGUGUGAUGCUGGCAGGAGAAAGAGGACAAAGCCAUGCUGCAGGCAGAGGUGCAGAGUCUGAGACAGAACAACCAGCGGCUGCAGGAGGAGUCGCAGAGCACCGUGGCGCGCCUCAUCAAAGUCACCGAGCUGCUGUGCAACGUCAACAAACCCUGCUA